AUGCACUUUGCCACACUUUCCUCCCUCCUCUUGCUAGCCAUCUCUCUUCCACUCGCCCUUGCCCAUCCAUUCAACGACAAUGGCCUCGACGGACGUGAUAGUCCUCCCUCCCCAAACGUAGAAGACGUCACAAAUGUCGUCACCGAUAUCGCUAGUCACGCACCCAUCGCUGUACCCCCCAACCAACGGGGCGACACUUCCAGCGAUGAACUAUUUGGCCGGGACGACGCUGAAGCCAGCAUCAGUAAGGGGUUGCAUGACGCGGCGGACGAAGCUACUUCGCACACACCCAGGGCCCUUCAGAACAUCGUGCGAGACGACACCCCUGUCCCACUACCUAAAGACGCUCCCAUCAAGCCCGAGGAUAUCAAAGACGCUGUCUCCCAGGUUACUAAGGACCCAACUAACGCGCCGAACGUCAUAAAGGAACACGUUUCCGAUGCGAUUCCUCAUGAACCCAAACCCAGCGCUGCCCCGCCUGCCAGCAAGAGAAACAUAAAGUCUCUACUCCAUCAAAUCGUUGGCGGCGCUCGCCCCGACCAAGGCGAUUCUCCCAACAGGCGAGACGGAACAUCUGACUCCGACUUCCCUGACGAAUAUCUCCAGAAAGUGAAAGAUGUCAAAAAUUCAAUCGUGCCCGCUUAG
Molecule: messenger RNA, 645 nt
Organism: Laccaria bicolor S238N-H82
Lineage: Eukaryota; Fungi; Basidiomycota; Agaricomycetes; Agaricales; Hydnangiaceae
Exons: 11
Coding region: 1-645 (214 amino acids)
Source: RefSeq, a predicted model, not a curated record